Molecule: messenger RNA, 884 nt
Organism: Theobroma umbraticum
Lineage: Eukaryota; Viridiplantae; Streptophyta; Magnoliopsida; Malvales; Malvaceae
Product: Calcium-dependent lipid-binding (CaLB domain) family protein
Source: RefSeq, a predicted model, not a curated record
AUGAAUAAAGACUGAUACUUUGUUGGCACAUGUUUUGUUUUGUUUUUUCUCAGUUUCCUGGUGAGACGUAACAAGUACUUGGUAUAUUCAGAAAGAGAUCCAAGAAACAGGGCAAACAAUAAAAUUCUGCUGUGUCUCUUGUUCUUGGGAUCCCUCCCUUUCAUCAUUCUUUCUCAGUCUCUCUCCGCUCCAAACAUGCCUCAGGGAACGCUUGAAGUUGUCCUUGUUAGCGCCAAGGGUCUUGAGAACACAGAUUUUCUCUGUAACAUGGAUCCCUAUGUGCUCCUCACUUGCCGUACCCAGGAGCAGAAAAGUAGUGUUGCAUCAGGAAAAGGGUCUGAUCCGGAAUGGAAUGAAACUUUUGUGUUCAACAUCUCCGAAGGUGUUUCAGAACUCAGAUUGAAAAUAAUGGACAGUGAUUGUGGUUCUCAGGAUGAUUUCGUGGGAGAAGCAACCAUUCCUCUGGAGCCUGUAUUUAUGGAAGGAAGCCUCCCCCCAGCUGCAUAUAAUGUUGUCAAGGGUGAGGAAUAUCAUGGGGAGAUUAGACUCGGUCUGACUUUCACCCCAGAGGAGAGACAUACUAGGGAUUUUCAAGUUGAGGAAUCUUUUGGAGGGUGGAAGCAGUCUUCAUACAGGGACUAGGCCAGCCACUUGGGUCUUCCUAUCGUAAUCUCUGUUUCAAAGAACUCAUUCUGAAGUUUGAUUCUGAACUUUUUCCUGGUUGAAUGUUUUUCUGUUAUGCUGCUAUGAUCGAGUUCAAUUAAUUGUGACAGUACUGGACAAUUAAUUAUGAAAAGUGUGCAUUACCAAUCCGGGUUCAUAAGCCUUUUCUUUCUAUAGCUACUUUGUUAUGAGGAGAUUUAACAUUUGAUUUUUCCAUUUCA